AUGCGGAACCUCUCGCCUCAAGGAUCCUCUUGCUUCUCAUUCGAUCGGGGCCGUGCAAUCGACCAUUUCUUCGUUCGCCGCUCUGCUCAACCUUCCGUACUUGAGAUGGGAGUUGGGGUGCAAGUCAUGACCCCUGCGGUCGUGGACGAGGUUAAUACCGCGAGGCACCCUGAGGAGGUUUCCAUGGAGUCACACGAGAUGAUUCCCUUGCUCGAGGAUCACGCCCUGGAGCCUGUGACCUUGUUGACUGAGGAAAACUUCUCUCACAUUCCAAAUUCCUGGCCUCUUUUUGCCAUAAGUUCGAACCCUCCCUCGACUCGCCCUCUCGAGGUGCCCCAAUGUGGCUCGCCCUUUCAGGCAUAUGUGGUGGAGUCUACCGCCAUCACGAUCGAACAUGCGAUCGUUACUAGCAAUGCGCCUUCUACUAUUCCCACUGACGGAAGUGCAACACUUGAACCCAUCCUUAUAUUGACCUUGGGAGCUCCCGCCUUGGUAGUCGAUACUAUUAUGCUCGAACAUCAACUUGAGAUUAUUGUAAAUCCAUCAGCAGCGGAUGGAAGAGGCUUAGCCAUGGUCCCUCUUGAAGGAGCCCUUCUACCAUUGCUUGAUCAGCCCUUCGGUCACAUUUUCGACUUCCUCAAUCAGUGGGAUGCAUCUAUAUCUUUGGUGGAGGCUUCCACUCACAUUGCCACUUCCUCCACCAUGGUCAGGCCCUACCAAAUUCCAGGGCUGAGGCAUUACUUUGGUCAUGUAGUGAUGGAGACCUCAUGA
Prunus armeniaca (apricot) is the source of this 771-nucleotide messenger RNA. Lineage: Eukaryota; Viridiplantae; Streptophyta; Magnoliopsida; Rosales; Rosaceae. The record is from the annotation of a GenBank genome assembly.